AUGGCGGGCGCGGCGGGGCGGAAGAAGCGGGUGGGCCGCUACGAGGUGGGCCGGACCAUCGGCCAGGGCACCUUCGCCAAGGUCAAGUUCGCCGUCGACGCCGACACCGGCGCGGCCGUCGCCAUGAAGGUGCUCGACAAGGAGACCAUCUUCACCCACCGCAUGCUCCACCAGAUCAAAAGGGAAAUAUCAAUCAUGAAGAUAAUAAGACAUCCCAACAUAGUUGGGCUUAAUGAGGUGUUGGCCGGGAAGACAAAGAUAUACAUAAUCUUGGAACUUGUCACUGGAGGUGAACUGUUUGAUAAAAUAGCCCGCCAUGGGAAGCUACGUGAGAAUGAAGCCAGGAAGUAUUUCCAGCAGCUUAUUGAUGCCAUUGAUUAUUGCCACAGCAAAGGAGUUUAUCAUAGGGAUUUGAAGCCUGAAAAUCUGCUUCUUGACUCAUGUGGAAACUUAAAAGUUUCUGAUUUUGGACUUAGCACACUGUCUCAGAAUGGAGUAGGACUCCUUCACACGACAUGUGGAACUCCAAAUUAUGUUGCUCCUGAGGUGCUAGGUAGCAAUGGAUAUGACGGAUCUGCAGCAGACAUUUGGUCAUGUGGUGUCAUUCUUUAUGUUUUAAUGGCUGGUUACCUUCCCUUUGAGGAGAAUGACCUUCCAAGUUUGUAUGAAAAGAUAACUGCAGCUCAGUACUCAUGCCCAUAUUGGUUCUCUCCAGGAGCCAAGUCAUUGAUCCAGAGAAUACUUGACCCAAAUCCAAGAACUCGUAUCACUAUUGAAGAAAUAAGAGCAGACCCAUGGUUUGAGAAGAACUAUGUAGCUAUCAGACGUGGUGAAGAUGAAAAUGUCAGCCUGGAUGAUGUUCAAGCUGUUUUUGACAAUAUUGAGGACAAGUAUGUAUCUGAGGAAGUAACUCACAAGGAUGGUGGUCCUCUUAUGAUGAAUGCCUUUGAGAUGAUUACACUAUCUCAAGGUUUGGAUCUCUCAGCAUUGUUUGAUAGGCAACAGGAGUUUGUCAAGCGGCAAACACGUUUUGUCUCAAGAAAACCAGCUAAGACUAUAGUAGCUACAAUUGAAGUUGUUGCUGAGUCAAUGGGUCUCAAGGUCCACUCCCAGAAUUACAAGCUGCGGCUUGAAGGUGCAGCAUUAAACAGAAUGAGCCAAUUUGCUGUUGUUCUAGAGGUUUUUGAAGUUGCUCCUUCUCUGUUCAUGGUUGAUGUUCGAAAGGUUGCCGGUGACACUCUGGAAUACCACAGGUUUUACAAGAACCUAUGCAGCAAACUUGACAGCAUAAUCUGGAGGCCAACCGAAGUUUCUGCGAAAUCUACGCUGCUGAGGACGACCACUUGCUAG
Miscanthus lutarioriparius is the source of this 1350-nucleotide messenger RNA. NCBI's taxonomy places the organism in Eukaryota, Viridiplantae, Streptophyta, Magnoliopsida, Poales, Poaceae. The record is from the annotation of a GenBank genome assembly.